AUGACCAGCGUACUAAAAGGCGGCUUCGGCUCGCCCAACGGUGCGCCAUUAAUCGCGACCAACUCCGGCACCGAGUUCGUCAACACCGUGUGCCCACUCAAGAGCGCCCUCGAUGGCUACGACAGCACGCUCCCCUGCAGCAAGCAGAAGAUCCACGUCCCGCAGAACUUCUGCGACGCCAUGGCCAUCCGCGAGGAGGUCUACGGCGAGCAGGGCGUCCCCCUCGAAGCCGAGUUCGACGAAGACGAUGCCCGCAGCUGGCACUGGGUCGCUUAUGCUUCCGUCGCCACACACUCAACCCACCCUCCCAAGACACUGCGCCGCUCCGACUCUGGCAACACUCCAGCUGAUGACGCCCGCCGCGCCUCAGCCACCGCCACCCGCGUUCCCGUCGCGACCAUUCGCCUGAUACCCCCACCCCACGGUCCAAACAAGUACGUCGAGGACGACAAGACGGACAAGCAUGCCGAUGCAGACCCACCCGGUGAGGAGCAGGAGAGUAAGCACCCGCCUGAGCCGUACAUCAAGCUCGGCAGGCUCGCGGUCCUAGCGCCCUACCGCAGUCUCGGCCUCGCGAAGCUGCUCAUCAACGCCGCCCUCGACUACGCGGGGUCAAAUCCUGAUCUCAUCUACCGACCUCCAUCUCCCACCGCCCUGGAGAUGGCGCAGAUACUCGGCAACAACAAGGAGCGGGAGAUUACCUGGCAGGGCUUGGUCAUGAUACACGCCCAAGCCAAUCUGCAGAGUAUGUGGGAGAAGCACGGCUUCCACGAGGAGUUGAAGAAUGAUGACGGCGACGUUGAAAUACCAGCAGAACCCCACUGGAUCGAAGAAGGCAUCGAGCAUGUUGGCAUGUGGAAGAGGUUGCCGAUUGAGAAGAGGAAGAGGUUGUCGCUUUCUUCCCUGGAGUCGGGGUCUUGA
This is a messenger RNA of Alternaria incomplexa, 921 nucleotides long. RefSeq lists its product as uncharacterized. The transcript has a single exon. Bases 1 to 921 code for a protein of 306 amino acids. The record is from RefSeq and is a predicted model, not a curated record. Lineage: Eukaryota; Fungi; Ascomycota; Dothideomycetes; Pleosporales; Pleosporaceae. Gene Ontology annotation, molecular function: acyltransferase activity, transferring groups other than amino-acyl groups.